Molecule: messenger RNA, 2830 nt
Organism: Diospyros lotus (date-plum)
Lineage: Eukaryota; Viridiplantae; Streptophyta; Magnoliopsida; Ericales; Ebenaceae
Exons: 5
Coding region: 93-2651 (852 amino acids)
Biological process (GO): activation of GTPase activity
Molecular function (GO): GTPase activator activity
Source: RefSeq, a predicted model, not a curated record
CAACGUAGAAGGAAAGGAAGAUCAGAAAGAAAAUGAAAGCGGGUGGGUCGAACCUCCGGAGAGAAGCCUAGGGAGGCAUAAUACAGAAAGCUAUGUCUCCCGCAGCACCGAUCGAACCGAGAUUGCCGGAAACUUCAACGGCGGGGCCAUCGCCGGCUGUCGAGGGAUCCCUCAUCUUUAAUGGUCGUUUCAGCGAUCUCAGAGGGGUGCAAUGGCGUAUACAAUUCGGAAUAUUGCCGCCUUCUUCCUCCUCUUCCAUCGAUGAUCUUCGCCGCGUCACUGCAAAUUCUCGUCGGAGGUAUGCUGGUUCAAGGAGACACCUCCUUGUUGAUCCACACGUUACCAGAGAUGGAGUCACUUCUCCAAAUCUUGUUAUGGACAACCCACUAUCACAAAACCCAGAUAGCAUGUGGGGUCGUUUCUUCCGGAAUGCUGAAUUGGAAAGAAUGGUUGACCAAGAUUUGUCUCGUUUAUAUCCUGAGCAUGGAAGCUACUUCCAGUCACCUGAGCUGCAAAGCAUGUUCAGGCGAAUUUUGUUGUUAUGGUGCCUUAUGCAUCCAGAGUAUGGUUACAAACAAGGAAUGCAUGAACUCUUGGCUCCUCUGUUAUACGUUCUGCAUGCUGAUAUAGCACACCUCUCUGAAGUGCGGAAGCUUUAUGGAGACCACUUCAUUGACAUUGACGGCUUUGCAUUUAAUGAAAGUGAUUUAACUUUUAACUUUGAUUUUAGGAAAUUUUCUGAAUCUACAGAAGAUGAGACUGGCUCACAAAAAUGUGGAUUGAAGAUUAACAGUCUUGAUGAACUGGAUCCCAAGAUACAAGAUAUUGUAUUGCUAAGUGAUGCUUAUGGGGCGGAAGGUGAAUUGGGUGUUGUCUUGUCUGAGAAAUUUAUGGAGCAUGAUGCUUAUUGUAUGUUUGAUGCUGUGAUGAGUGGGACAAGUGGUGCAGUUCGCAUGGUUGAUUUUUUUUCACCUUCUCCUUUAGGUGGCUCUCAGGCAGGGUUGCCUCCUGUUAUUGAAGCUUCUUCUGCAUUAUACCAUUUGCUCUCUGUUGUUGAUGCAUCUCUCCACAGUCACCUUGUUGAGCUUGGUGUGGAACCACAAUUCUUUGCCCUCCGCUGGCUACGUGUUCUAUUUGGGCGUGAAUUCUCGCUUGAAUACCUUUUAAUAAUCUGGGAUGAAAUAUUUGCAUUUGAUAAUAGUAAAUCCAAUAAAUUCAAAGAAGAUGUUGGGUCCAGCUCCAGGGUCCUCAGUUCACACAGAGGAGCAUUCAUCUCAGCUUUUGCUGUUUCGAUGAUACUAUACUUGAGGCCUUCUCUGCUUGCUGCUGAGAAUGCUACUUCGUGUCUUCAGAGAUUGCUGAACUUUCCAGCCAACAUAAAUCUGAAAAAACUAAUAGCAAAGGCAAGAUCUUUGCAGCCUCUAGCACUAGAUGCUAAUAGCUCAAUCCGAUUACCAAUGCAUACUGGAAGCCUUAGCCGAAGUAAAUCAGCAGUAGUGAGAGGUCACAGUCUUUCAUCAGAUUCUAUUUCACCAAGAACUCCCCUGAGCUUUGUUCCCGAGAGCUAUUGGGAAGAGAAAUGGAGAGAUCUGCACAAGGCAGAACAACUUCAGCAAAGUAGUUCAGAAAAAUCUGACUGCAAAAAAGGUUGGUCAGAAAAAGUGAGAUUGACUCUAUCUGGAACUGGAUCUGCCCCAUCCUCAUCAAAGGAGGGAAGUGGCAAAAUAGACUCCAAGUUGUCUGUGAGGAGAAGUUUGCUGGAGGAUUUGUCCCAGCAGCUUGGUCCAGGGGAACUUGUGGACAAAAUGAGAAGCAGUGGAAAUUUUGGCCAGACAGAUGCUAUUCUGGACAGUGAGGUGAAUAGGCAAGGUGGCAUCAACAACAACUUCUGUUGCACACCAGAGGACCAAUGUUUGAGUGGGAUUGCUGCCAGUGCGGAGAACUCAUGCUCAAAUGCACCAAGUCUUAAUGAUCCUGAAAAUCAAUCUAGAAGGAGUAGUGUGGCAUCCAACUUACCCAUUGAUGAAAAUGAUGAUGAACCAAAUAGUGGUAAGUCAUGUAGGAUAGAGCCAAAAGACUCACCUCUUCCUGUCUCAGAUUCUCCAGGGACUGUCUCUUUGAAGGAUGGAUUGGAGGAAGAUUCCAGAGGGAAAAUGACAAUAGCUAGAUCCAGUUCUGCUGAGGAGAUCUCUUUAAGACCUGGACAGGAUAAUGAUGUUAUUGGAAAAUCAGUGACACCUAUGAAGGAGAGGAAGCUCUUUUCUGGUAAAUUUCAGUGGUUAUGGAGGUUGGGACGGAAUAAUGGUGAGGGCACAUCUGGAAGGCUCCUACCUGAAGCCACAAAAUCUUCUAAUGUUGGAACCGACCAGAAUAAUACAACAACCUGUUCCAUGGUGAAUGGAUCUAAUAACUCUUCCAUGAAUGGCAAAGGUGAUGCUGUGGACCGGAAUAUGGCAACUACAUUGAGAAAUCUUGGUCAUUCUAUGCUCGAGAAUAUUCAGGUCAUAGAGUCAGUUUUCCAUCAAGAGCAAAGUCAAGUGGGGUUUCCAGAAAACUCAUCAAAACAUUUUCUUGGGGGUGAAGGACAAGUUACACCAGUGGCAGCCAUCAGGGAGCUGCGGAAAAUUGGCAACCUUCUGCGAGAGAUGUGAGGAUAACAGUAACUGUUGCAACCUGUAUAUUCAUGUUGUAAUUACCAUCUUCUCUGUAAGUGCCAAAUAAAUGAAGUUCUUCGCCUCUCGUAAUAGCAUAUCUGUGAAAAAGAAAUUUCUCUUCCAAAUGUGUAAAUUUGUGUUAUCUGGCUGUAAUAUUUUGUCAAGUUUUGUGUUUA